Molecule: messenger RNA, 2894 nt
Organism: Odocoileus virginianus texanus
Lineage: Eukaryota; Metazoa; Chordata; Mammalia; Artiodactyla; Cervidae
Gene: COMMD10
Product: COMM domain containing 10
Source: RefSeq, a predicted model, not a curated record
CCUCCGCCAUUGGUUGGGCUCCAGGCAUCUGACUCGGGCGGCAGGGCUAGUAGGGAGCUUCAAGGAUGGCGGCGUCCGCGGCGCUGAUCCUGCGGGAGAGCCCCAGCAUGAAAAAAGCAGUGUCCUUGAUAAAUGAAAUAGAUAUAGGAAGAUUUCCACGACUGCUCACCCGAAUUCUUCAAAAACUUCACCUGAAGGCUGAAAAUAGUUUCAGCGAAGAAGAGGAAGAAAAACUUCAAGUUGCAUUUUCUCUAGAGAAACAAGAUCUUCACCUAGUUCUUGAAACAAUAUCAUUCAUUUUAGAACAGGCAGUGUAUCACAACGUGAAGCCGGCCGCUUUGCAGCAGCAGUUGGAGAACAUUCAUCUUAGACAAGACAAAGCAGAAGCUUUUGCCAGUGCUUGGUCUUCUAUGGGUCAAGAAACAAUUGAAAAAUUCAGGCAGAGGAUUCUUGCUCCCCACAAGCUCGAGACGGUCGGAUGGCAGCUUAACCUUCAGAUGGCUCACUCUGCCGAAGCAAAACUAAAAUCUCCUCAAGCUGUGCUACAGCUGGCAGUGAGCAAUGAAGAUUCGAAGUUUCUGGGCUUGAGACCAGUUCCACAUCUGAUUUUAUGAACCAGCAAUGAGACAAUGGCAGUAAAGUUUAAAUCAACAUAUUGAUUCAAUUAAUUGUGUUUCACAUAAGUCACUUAACAGUCAUAUUUGUUAUUCAGUGGUAUGUUUGUCAUAAAGUUAAUAUGUUUCAACAGUUUUUAAGGAUUGUAUUAUUGCUAUUUUUUCAAAUUUGAUUUUAUGAAUAGUGAUACUAUAUAUUACCCCAAACUUCCCUAAGCAAUUGUAGUUGAUCCUUUUUACUCAUGCCUUCUUUUCGUGGGGGGAGCAUAAUUUUUACUUUCAGACAUCUAGUUUUCAUUAUCUUGCAGCUUAUUGAUAAUUAUUCAGUUGUUGAAAUAAUUGAAAAAAAAAAAGCAUUUUAUCUUUUAGUUUGUAAGGAAUCCUUUGAACUUGAAGCAGAAACUGUCUUUUUGAAAUUCACUACAUGGAUUAGGUUUUCUUAAUUAAGCACUGAGUGUCAUAAUAGUAAAUUUUUACCCUUCAGGUAUAAAAAUGACUGAUUUCCCAUUUGUAGACAAUUUAUAUUGAAUUGAAAUGCUGUGAAGUUUUAAAUUCUGUGUGAAUCUCAGAAAAUUAGCUCUUCUAUUAUACAAGUGAGCAGGUAAGGUUUUUGUGUAUAAUUUUAUUCACCAGAUGGAAGUAGUCUCGUUGAAAAAAUUUAAAAAGCAGUCCUGCGUAGGGUAAGACGGAGGCCUGAGCACACCUGUUGAUUUUCCGGUCCCUCCUGAGACGUCACUGAAAUAGACGUGUAGAAGCACAGAAAGGAUAGAUUGAUGAAGCAAAGAAAACCAGAGACUCGCUAGUACUUGUUAAGUUUUCAACAAAUGACUGGGAGAAGGAAAGAUGGGAGGGAGACGACUGAUGGAACAAGCUGUGCGGAGGCUAUGAGGAGGUGAGAGGAAACUGACCAGCCUGUCUGAGCCUGAAAGAGCCCCUGGACUGAGAAUCUGCCAAGUAUGAAGCCGGGCAGGAAAAGAGACAGAGCUGAAACAGGAGGCUUAAUCAGAGGUCUGUCCGUGAAACCAGAGCAGUCGGCUCCCUGCUGCACUUCUCAUCCCCAGGCCAGAAACCAGAGCCUCAUCUCAGAAGGAAGGCAGUGAACCAUGUGGGAAGGAGCAAGGUUUCUGUUGUGCGUCUUGGCACUCUGCAAGUAAGUCUGCACUAUCCUGGCCUUUGAGGGACUGCAGCCUCUCAGCUGGCUUCCUGCACGCUCACUGUGGCUCUGGAGUGAGGCUUGCCUGUGUCCAAACACGCUGAUGUAUCCAGCGCUCGAGUUAAUGCCGCCAAGGAGGCAAGAAGACAGAUGAAAUCUGUUCCCAUUAUUAUGUUUGUCUAUUGUCCCUGAAGCCCUCAUACUAUUACAAGUGCUUACAUUUCUAUGUCCUUAUCAUCAUUUUCAUUGUUCAUUGAAUAUUUGUCUGCAGUGUGACAGAUUUUUCACAAAUGGAAGCAGAUUUUAUUUUCAAGAGUAUCUCACUUUUGGUAACUCAGAAAGCUACCAAAAACUGCUUUUUUCUCCCAAGAUGUUUUAAUUUUGCUAAUAUAUUAGUGGGGUAUGAUUUAGGAACAGUUAGUCUUUAUAUUUAAUAAUCUUAGCUUAAAUUUAAUGAUAGCAUAGGCUAACAUUGAUAUUUAAUAAUGUGCACAUAUUAUUCAGAUUUAUUUGGCCUCUUGGGUUAUAUCAUUUUUUUUGCCUAUAAGAGAUAUAGAAUGCUUUAUUAAAGCAAUGAGAAAUGUUGUUCUCCUUAAGUGGAAGAGAAGAACAUAUUUCUUGUCUUUAAAACAUUUAGUAAUGUGAAUUGGGUUGUAGUGUUCAGAAAACUGCAGUUAGACUCAAUCUUAAUUUUUCUCAUUUUCUUAAAUUUUCAUGGAUAUGCAUACGGACUUAUUUUUGUAUUCAUUUUCAACUAAAUAAAUUAGUCUAACUAUGCAUGACUGAAAUUACCUUCUAUAAAAAUUUCCAAAAGCAUUUGAGAAAUAGCCCAAGGGUGGUUAAGUCUAUCAUAUUUUACUUAAAUUUUACAUUUUAUUUAAAUGUGCCUAGCUUCUGGAUGGAUAUAUGAUCAGAAGAAAGAAUCUCAAACUUAAUGAAAGUUAAUUAUACUAUUGUAAAAGUCCAAAAUGAGCUUGUAUCACUGAAUGAGACUGACCUUGGAGACUAGUGGAGACUUCAAGUGGUAGUUUCCAACUUCCAUUCAUUUUGGAGUUAUUAAGUGUAUGAAAAAUAUAUUAUAGCUGUUCCUGAAGGUCAAUAAACAUGGACAUGGUCAUGCUGAAGUA